UUGGAGAUGUUUUCCAACUCCUUACGUCAAAUCCCAUUGCCUACAUCAGGAGAACUAUUGAUUCAACAAAAACAGCCUCAACAUAGGGACAAUGAAUCCAAGCCUGUAGAUGGAGGAAACUCUGGUUUGGCUAGUCCAGAGAGUCGUGAGAAUAAAAUUGUGGAAGAUGAAGAACCAGAAAAUGCUGAGAAUUCACAACAGACACUUGAAGGACCUAUGGCCGCACAAUUAGUUAUGACAGACAUACUUGCCCAGCAAAUUAAACUAGCUGGGGGUGCUAGUGCAAUGACAUCAGCAUCUCUAUUAGAGCAUCUCUUUUCAUUAAUAGCAGCUCUACUUGAAUACCAACCCGAAGAAAGAUUUAUAGAAAAUGGUUGGCCACAUACUUGUAGGGAUCCGGAGGGUGAUCAGUUCGCAGACUGUCUGCGUUGUCAACAGGCUCUUUUUCUGUAUCAGGUGUUACUCCAAGUUCUCGAACAAUUUUGUCCCAAAGAGGAAUCACGCCUCGAUGCUCUCAAUUACGGAGACGAAACAGCACGUGAUUUUGCCGACUGGCUUAGCGAGGCUAGCAGCUCUGUUCAUCAACAACAACUCCAAGGUGUUGUUGUCGAUGGUAACUCUCCUAGGCCCUCGCCCUCUCCUCGAGCUUUAUCCUCUUCUCCUGCCGGGCAUACAUUCUUUGGAUCACCCAUUACUCAAAAACGACAGCAACAACAGCCUGUUCAGAAAAUUUCAACACCCUUAAUUAAGGCUAGGCAAGAGGUAAGCACACCAAGUGCCGAAAUGGUAGGCGCGUUACCCACCGAUGAUGUUGAUUCAGCAAGUGAACAAGUUGCAGCUUUUUCAUUUGCUGAACAAAGCCCUAUGGGAGUAGCCUGUAUAAGUGCUACAGUUAUUGGUGGAUUAUUACAACAACAAGAAGCGGCUUUAACUGAGAAAAAUGCUUCUGAAGCGGUUGAUGGGGAGGGUAAAAUAAAAAUUGGAAAGACUGAACAAAAAGAGGAACAACGCAUAUUUUGGGAAACUUCAGUAGGACGUUUCCGUUUUUCUUUGGAACAACUACCUGCUCAGUUAAGACUGACAUACGUAUUGCUCAAGAAUAUUGAGCGAGAGCCUGAUCCAGACGUUCAAUUCUUCCUCCUGAGUAUGCUUAAAUACUUGUUUCUGCAUAGAGAGUGUCUCUUGAACGCACGAAAGGAACAAGAGCAUCGCGGUUUUCUUGUUUGGAUACAAGAAAAUUUGUUGAUCCCUCGACUCUGGAGCUUGUUACGAUCUGACUACUCACAUGUUGGCCAAAUGGCAACUCCUCUCCUUUUACACGCCAUCACUCUUCCAUUGGGGGAUGACGUCUUUUGGGAAAGUGUGAAUGCAGAAUUCACUUCUUCCGAAUGGGAACGACGCUUAAAAGCUGUGGAUCGAGUACUAGUACUUGCCCAUUUUGUACCUCCUGCAGCUGUUCGCUCAAACAGAACACUCUUAACGUCGUUGAGUUGCGCAUUCUCUCAUUUAAUAGUAUCAGUGCACGACCCAAACCCUGCUGUUGCUCAGAAGGCUCUUCUCUUACUUGAAGCACUUCCUCGCAGUUCUUUAACGCUAAUUUGCCAUUGUUUGGAAGCUCAGUUUGAUUCGUGCAUACUUGAUCGCCCUCUUAUAAUUGCACGUAUUUAUCUACUUAGCGUGCUUCUCCCAGAUGAGAAUUUGCUGUCUUGGGACUUUUUUAUUCAAAGAUUCGAAACUUUAUCAUUGGAGGCGCAUCUUAAAGCUCAACAAAAUGCUGGAGCUGAUGCUAGUAUGCAUUUUUUGCAAGAUCUUCUCCAUUCUGAUCCAAUGAGUGACGUUUAUCAGCGCAAAGUUACCCGCGCUCGGCAAUCGCUCAACGAGGCAGACAACGUGCGCUCGAUUGUUCGUUCACUUCGGGAACAUUCCUUGCGUCAUCAGCUUAAUCCCGGUGUACGUGGUGACCAAGUGGAUCUGGCUCAUCCAUUAGUGCAAUCAACAGUCUCUGCUUCAUCUCUCAGCCCUAGAGCUAUCGGCUCUGAUUCCCGUUAUGGUAGAAUGCGUGAAUUUACUGACGAAGAGUCCAAUCUUUGUUUGUUACAUACAGUAUCACUCGUAGUUUCAUUGUUUGUCCAUUUUUUGGCUAGCAAGAGAUGUGGCCCUGCCGAUAAUGCGAAGAAGCUAAGUGUAAGUAGAGCGAAGGGAACAUCUAGUAAUGUGAAGGGAACAUCAUGUGUGCUUCUUCGUCAUUUCAAUACUCUCCUUGGCUAUAGUAACUCUGAGAAGUGCUUCACAAUACCCCCUGCACGUCUACGUCGCGCGGCCGUCUGCAACGCUUUUUUGCAUGGAUUACCAGGGGUAUUGGAUUCUAAUUUGCUGAUAGGCAAUCAAGUAAGAGAAAUUUUCUAUUCGGAAAAUUCCGUCAAAAUUCAUUUUUUAAAGUUACUCUCCAUUGUUCUCCAACUACUCCUCUAUUUACCAUCGCCUCAAAAAUUUGCUAGCGAUGCCCCUUCAGCCGAUUAUUCUCUUCGGUUGCUUUCUACACAGCAAAGGCAUAAUUGGUUGCAUUCAAUAAUCAUUAUACUUUACAAAUAUCGUUGCGAUGCUGCCCCUACAAACGACGCGAUACGCAAACAGAUGCUUAUAGUUGUACAGACUUUGGAGCAGCAAUGCCAUCGUUGUCCUCCUUCCUCACAAAAUCAGGAGCAACAACCACCUGUAGCUAUAGCACCAGAAAAUAAGGAGAGGCGAUCGGCUACGUGUCUUUUGGAAGCACCUGGGCCUGAUGGGCAGUGGUCAUCGUCUACGGAGGAUUCUGAAAUUGGAAAUGAUUCAGGCUAG
This is a messenger RNA of Meloidogyne enterolobii, 2838 nucleotides long. The record is from the annotation of a GenBank genome assembly. Lineage: Eukaryota; Metazoa; Nematoda; Chromadorea; Rhabditida; Meloidogynidae.